AUGCGCGCAGCUGACAAUUUCAUUCUUCUUAUAAAACUUCCUUAUGCGUUCAGUUUACUGAUGACACAUAAAUGUGAUGGUUGGGUGAAAAACGAUUUCGGAAAUAGUUAUAACAAGAAAAAUAUUGAUUUUACUCGGCUUCAACAAGACUGCAAAGCUCAAGAUAAGUUUGUGUGCAUACAAAUUCUUCUUCUUCUUCUUUGUCUUCUUGAGGCUGUUGCUGUUGGUCAGGAGAACAUUUACAAACGAGAACUAUUCAAAAACAUCAAGGAAGACGAAGAAGUUUAA
Messenger RNA from Clunio marinus, 288 nucleotides. NCBI's taxonomy places the organism in Eukaryota, Metazoa, Arthropoda, Insecta, Diptera, Chironomidae. The record is from the annotation of a GenBank genome assembly.